This is a messenger RNA of Dimorphilus gyrociliatus, 763 nucleotides long. Lineage: Eukaryota; Metazoa; Annelida; Polychaeta; Dinophilidae. The record is from the annotation of a GenBank genome assembly.
CAUGGAUAGUUUCCAAGAGUGGAACGGAGAAACUUUGUCGAGGGAUAGGCGAAGGAGAAUGGGAAGGGUCGAAGAUCUCCGCUAUUUAGUAUUGGAAAAUACUCAGAAAGAGGCUGUAAGAGCCCAAGAAGAAGGAGUGAUCUCAACAGACGAACAAAGUGCUUCCGAUUAUGAGUUAGAACUUUUUGAUAUUGCUAUAGAGCCGUUAUUGCCAAAUGAUAUAACAGACGAAUACGAAUCUAGAAUAAGACUCUCCGAAUUAAGGGAUAAACCAAAAGAAAAAGAAAAAGUAAAGAGAGCUAAUAGAGAACAACCCAAGACUAAUACUCAUAUUCCAAGGCCCCGGAAGUUACAUAGGAUGAAAUCUGAAGGUUCUGUACUAAAGAAACAAGCGUCUAAUCAUCUGAGCGACGUCACCAUGCAAUUCAAGUACUCGAACGCGAUGGAGCAUAAAGAAAUAACGGUAGCCACUCAAAAGGGUAAAAAUGUUACGUCGAAGCCGAUUUGGGUUGCCGAAUCGCGGGAGAAGAGAAAAAUUUCACUUUCGCCAGUGAUUGGAAGAUCUGAAUCUUGUCCCCCCUUAAAAUCUGUCAUAAGAACAACUCCUAGCAAUAGUAAUUUAUUAGCAGUUCCUAAAAGGAGUAGCGAGAAACGACGAGUUCGAUUUUCGUUACCAGCAAUCGGAUUAAAAGAAGAUAAAAACACUAUAGCUCCGAGUAAGUACCAAGUAUUACCGGAGAUUAGGUGUAAAGAAGAAAAGUGA